AUGGCCUCUUGCACCAGAACCACACACCCUGUGCCUCGGCACUACUCUUUCGGGCUUUGGAUUACGAGCAUUCUUUUGUUCACGGCGGCAACAACGCCGACGACGAAGGGGUGCGUAGAGGGCGAGAGGGACGCCCUCCUCGACUUCAAAACCGGCAUCGUCAAGGAUCCUUCCAGCCGUUUGUCAUCAUGGCGAGGCCGAGUAGACUGCUGCAGAUGGAGCGGGGUGGUCUGUGACGACACAACCGGCCAUGUCGUGGAGCUUAACCUCAAUCCAGACUAUCUAAACAAUGAGACGUCUAUCGGAGGUGAGAUCAGACCAUCCUUGCUCCUGCUAACUCAUUUGGAGCGUCUCAACCUCAGCCACAAUGACUUGUCGACCGAUGGCCUGCACUGGCUCUCGCGUCUCACUUCCUUGAGAUACCUCGACAUGAGCUUUGUGAACCUUUCCAUGGCCUCCCACGAUUGGCUUCAAGCAGUGAACAUGUUGUCCUCACUAGAGGAGCUACAUUUACAUGACUGUGGCCUCACCGACAUCCCCUCUUCUCUUUCCCAUGUCAACCUCACAGCACUGGCCACUCUGGACAUCAGUGACAACCUCUUCAACUCCACCAUCCCCAAAUGGCUAUGGAAACUCCACAGACUCUCUUAUCUUGAUCUCAGUUUUUCUAUGUUUCAUGGUGCCAUACCCGCUGGGAUUGGAAAUUUGGCCGAUCUAAGAGAACUUCAUCUUAGUGAUAAUUCACUUUCAGGUCCCGUACCCACUGAGAUUGGAAAUUUGAAUAGUCUAGAACUUAUCAAUCUCACGAAUAAUUUACUCUCUGGAUCGUUACCUACUGAGAUCGGCAAGCUUUCCAACCUCAAUAUUCUUUCUCUCUCUAGUAAUUCCCUAGAGGGCACCGUGUCUGAACUCCAUUUCGCUCGCUUAACCAAACUAAGUGAGCUCGAUCUAUCUGAAAACUCCCUAGUCAUCUCAGUAGACUAUAAUUGGGUUCCUCCUUUUCAACUCCGAUCCAUUCAACUGAAGUCUUGUAAGUUGGGGCCUGCAUUUCCAAGAUGGCUCCGUUCACAAAACUCCAUUGAGGAUUUGGGUAUGUCGAACACAAGCAUCGAGGACGUCUUGCCUGAUUGGUUUUGGAAUAAUUCUGCUUCAUCUAUAAAUCUCUCCCAAAAUCAGAUUAAUGGAAGACUGACCGAGUCAACGUUGGGGCAUUUCCGUAGCAGUCUCACACGUCUCGUCCAUCAAAAAGUAGGAGAUGAAGAAAGGAUGGAGAAGUCACUUCGAGUCCGUUCGCAGCAGCCGUGGAAGCUUCUUCGAAGGCACGCGGUGGGGGACUCGAACCGCUUGGCGACCGGAGUCAACUUUGACAAGGAUCGGUGA
Messenger RNA from Musa acuminata AAA Group (dessert banana), 1380 nucleotides. RefSeq names its product receptor-like protein 37. The record is from RefSeq and is a predicted model, not a curated record. Gene Ontology annotation, molecular function: protein binding. Lineage: Eukaryota; Viridiplantae; Streptophyta; Magnoliopsida; Zingiberales; Musaceae. Bases 1 to 1380 code for a protein of 459 amino acids. The transcript has 2 exons.